Messenger RNA from Pseudozyma hubeiensis SY62, 3471 nucleotides. Its product is annotated as potential mitochondrial ATPase. The record is from RefSeq and is a predicted model, not a curated record. Gene Ontology annotation, molecular function: ATP binding; ATP hydrolysis activity. The transcript has a single exon. NCBI's taxonomy places the organism in Eukaryota, Fungi, Basidiomycota, Ustilaginomycetes, Ustilaginales, Ustilaginaceae. The coding region runs from base 1 to 3471 and encodes 1156 amino acids. Gene Ontology annotation, cellular component: cytoplasm; mitochondrion.
AUGCUGGUCUCUGCGACGCGGGCGUUCCGCACCCCCAGUGCACCACGGACGACUGCUGCUGCACUUCCAUCGUGCUCGUAUGGCUACACGACACUGUCAGCAUCACAAACUGUAUCAUUACGUUACCCUCGUCGAUCUUCGCUAAAUGCUUCCACACACCGGAUCGAGCGUGCAUCUCGCGGGCUGGCUUCCUUCACCGGCGCAUCACCCACCCACUCCGAACCCAACGCGCUACAAGUCACCGACCCCCUCCUCAUCUACCGCGCCAAAGUAGCCCGCGGCGAACUCGAAGAGGACGAAGAACAACUCCGAGCCCUCAUCGAACUGCGUCGUAUCAACCGAACUCUACGCGACUACGUUCCCCCCGCCCAUCUCCUCGGCAUCCUCCACGACGACUCGCAAUCCUCGUCUUCUUCCGCUCUGGCCUCGGCGAUCGAUGCUCGACUGCGUCCUGGAGCCAAAGAGUUUCAAGAAGAACCGAGCUCUCGCAAAGGUGAGAACAUCGGAGAGCUCGUACGAUGGUUGAGCGAGAGCGAAGGUUUGGCGGAACUGGGAACGCCCAAGGGAUUGUUGAUCACAGGCACACCAGGGACGGGAAAAAGCAUGGUCAUGGAUAUCUUCUACGACUCUCUGCCGACAAAGUACAAGUUCAGGCGGCAUUACCAUCAUCUCUUGCUCGAUCUGUACAAGAUCAUCUGGCAGGAAGCCGAACGGAGACGUCUAGCGGUGCGUCAGGGAACACCACGAUCCACAGCAACACCAGAGAUCGGUACAGGUGCCGUGUGGACCAGAGAGAACAGAUCUUCCUCGUGGAGGAGAGCUCUUCGUGGCAUGCCGUUCUUCCGUCCCGACUCCCUCGCAGAUGACCCCAACGAGAAACUUCAGUACAUCCCAGGACCCGAUGGAGACGUCGUCAAGACAACACUGCCGCUGCACGCCGCAGCACAUCUUUUCCUGAAUCACGGACACAUCCUGUUGUUUGAUGAGAUUCAGUUGGUGGAUGUGGCGAGUGCAGGGCUGCUGAGGAGGACGUUGGAGGCGUAUUGGAGGUUGGGAGGCGUGGUUGUGGGGACGAGCAAUAGGAUCCCGAAGGAUUUGUAUGCGAGCAACGUUCAGAGGGGACAGUUGACGCAAUUCUUGGAGAUCCUGCAGGAGAGAUGUCCGAAUCACGAGAUGAGAAAGAGCAGGGAUUUCAGGAGACAGCCUUUCUACCGCCAAGAAUGGCUCGCUAGGAAUGAGGAAGCCGAAGACAGCGUAGAGAACACACAAGAUUCGGGCAGUGAACCCGCGGGCGAGGUCUCAACUGCACCUCAAACGUCGUACUUCCUCCGCAGUGAAGCGGAAAAAUACGAUCGCCUGGUCUCCGAGGUCAUCGCCGGUCGAGCCUCCAGUCCUACCACGCUCAACGUGUACGGACGCAAGCUGCACGUACCCCGGUCCAUCCCCUCCACCUCUACCUCACCCUCCGUCUGCCGAUUCACCUUCUCCGAACUAUGCGACUCCCCGCUCGGUCCCGCGGACUACCUCACCCUCGCCUCCACCUAUCAUACGUUCAUCCUCGAGGGCGUGCCCCAGCUCACCCUCAUGCAGAAGAACCAGGCCCGUCGGAUGAUCACCCUCCUCGACGCCGUCUACGAAGCCGGGUGCCGCCUCGUCGUUCUCGCCGACGCUGCGCCCGACGAUCUCUUCUUCCCCGAUGCCGAGGGCGCUGCACAACACGCAGCUAGAGGUCCUGCUGCUGGUCCCGGCGACGUCCGCCCCGAACUCCAGUACAAGGGUGAUGCUAUGGAAGACGUGGUCGACAUGUCGACGAAGGGUGGUCGCAGCCCGUUCUUGACUCCUCCGCCGGGUCAGGGUUAUCCGGAGGAAGACGAGAUCGCUCGAAGAAAGGCGAACCAACGCGUGGAUUUCAACCGGGACGAAUUCAUGACGGAAUCGCUCAUCAUGGCUGAAACCCUGUCGGAAGCCAUGCAGGAUACAGAAGAGGGGUUCAGACCCAACAUAUCGGCUUACUCUUCCGACAAACCUUCGACCCGAUCUACCGUCGAGUCGAAGAAGGACGACAAAAUCGGUUUCAAACAUCUGGCGAUCUUCAGUGGCGAGGACGAAAGGUUCUCGUACCAAAGAGCCGUUUCCCGCCUCUUUGAGAUGAGUCAUCCGGACUGGAUGAAGCGGAAAGGUUGGAGGCCUUUCUUGAGCAACGAGAUGGAUUCUUGGGCAGGCACAUCCACGAAAGAAGAGGCGGUGGGGAAAGCGAUCGUGGCGAACGAGUUGAACGAAGCGCAGAGACACAUGGACCGUGCUGCGAGUGCUGCGGCUAGCGUUUCCGUCUCUGCGGAUUCGCCGCGAUUUGUCGAUCCGAGUGGAGAUUUCGCGGAAGAAGCGUCGUACGAGACAGCGUCCUUCCCAGGCAGAAGGGAUGCACAGACAAAGUUGGAGCAGGAGAUGGAGGAGUGGACCGCGAGGAAGUUGCAGCAGCAGCAGAAGCAGGAACAAUCUCAGGGAGGAAAGAAGUACGAGGCACCGGACUUCUCGCCAGGACCGAUCGGGAAGAAGCGGAAUCGAGAUCAGGGACCACCGGUGCUGUCCGAGGCGCACAUCUGGGGUGUCAGGGAGGAUUGGGGUAAGAAGGCUGGUGCGUGGGGUAAAGGUUCUGCGAUCUUUGCUCAAGAUGAGCCUGCUGAAGGUUCGCAUCCUGCACGAUCGACGCGUCGUCCCACCAGCUCCCCAACUCAUCCCAGUCCGAGCAACACUGGAAGCGGAAGCAAGAGAUCCUUCUCCACCUCCUCCCACCUCUCUGCUCGCACGAUCGAUUUCUACUCAACCCUGCAAGUACCUCGAUCAGCAACGCAAGCGCAGAUCAAAUCGCAGUUCUACAAGCUCUCCAAAGAGCUGCACCCUGACGUCAACCCAUCCGAAGACGCCAAGAAACGGUUCCAACAGGUCUCGGAAGCGUACGCCACGCUCUCGCACCCAAAAGACCGAAAGGCGUACGAUCGACAAUCCUCCUCUGCUUCUUCCUCCUCUUCUUCCUCCAAUUACUCUGGUUAUGGGGAUAACGUCGGCGGAGGCGGAGGGUACUACUACAACUCGGAGGACAACAUCAACCGUCGCGCCCGAGCCACCUACGCAUGGGACUACCAACGACGUAGAAAGGCGCAGGAAAGCGCAAGCUUCGGUAGACAGACGCAUUCGAGCGUGUUCAACGACAGCAUGACCGGUGGUGGGGGCGAUGCGUUCGAGACUCUGGCUGCACAGCAGAGGGCGAGGGAGGCGAGGAACAGGGCGAGGCAGACGGGCAGCGCGGCGAGCACGAUGCAGGAGAGGGAGUAUCAGUCGGAUGUGGCGAAUCCGUUGGUCAGGUUUGGGCAGGUGGUGGUGAUGCUGUACAUGGUGUACAAGGCGGGGACGUUUUUCGUGGGACAGGGGGGUGAGGGGAGAGGGAGGAGAGCCGAUGGUAGAAGGGUGUGA